GCUCUCUCCCUCAAACCACCACCUCCCUACUCUACUUCCAUAUACAAUGGGUGUUCUCGAUAUCGUCCCUGCCGGCGUCCUCACCGGAGACAACGUCCGCAAGUUGUUCCAGUACGCAAAGGAGAACCAGUUUGCGAUCCCUGCCAUUAACGUCACCUCCUCUUCCGUAGCAAACUCCGUCCUCGAGGCCGCCCGUGACAUCAAGUCCCCCAUCAUCAUCCAGGUCUCCCAGGGCGGUUCCGACUUCUUUGCCGGCAAGGGCCUCGCAAACGACAAGCAGCAAGCCUCUAUCACUGGUGCCGUUGCCGCUGCGCACCAUGUUCGCGCCGUCGCAAAGGCCUACGGAGUCCCCGUCGUCCUCCACUCGGACCACUGCGCCAAGAAGCUCCUUCCGUGGUUCGACGGCAUGCUCGCCGCCGACGAGGAGUACUUUGCCCAGCACCAGGAGCCCCUCUUCUCCUCGCACAUGCUCGACCUCUCCGAGGAGUCCAAGGAGGAGAACAUCGAGACCUGCGUCAAGUACUUCAAGCGCAUGGCGCCCCUCGGCCUCUGGCUCGAGAUGGAGAUCGGCAUCACCGGUGGUGAGGAGGACGGCGUAGACAACACCGACGUCGACAACUCGCGCCUCUACACCCAGCCCGAGGACAUCUUCGACGUCUACUCCGCCCUCUCCGCCAUCUCCCCCAACUUCUCCAUCGCCGCCGCGUUCGGCAACGUCCACGGUGUCUACAAGCCCGGAAACGUGAAGCUCCACCCCGAGCUCCUCAACAAGCACCAGGUCUACGCCGAGCAGAAGCUCGGUGGCAAGACCACCAAGCCCCUCUUCCUCGUCUUCCACGGCGGCUCCGGCUCCACCAAGGACGAGAUCAAGACCGCCGUCCAGAACGGCGUCGUCAAGAUGAACGUCGACACCGACACCCAGUGGGCGUACCUCACCGGCAUCCGCGACUUUGUCCAAAACAAGUCCGGCUACCUCCAGUCGCAGGUCGGCAACCCCGAAGGCGCCGACAAGCCGAACAAGAAGUACUACGACCCGCGUGUCUGGGUGCGCGAGGGCGAGAAGACGCUCGUCGCGCGCGUCAAGGAGGCCUGCACCGACCUCGGCAACAUCAACCGCCUGUAAUUUCCCCCUAGAUGAGACGAGCAGUAAUAUGGCGUCGGCGCUGGCACGAACCAGGUGUAGCAAAAGGACGAAGCAGAAGCAGAGCAGCAGAAAGUUAGCGUUGUAUCCCUAUCCCCGAAUACAUCUCUAGUGUUUCC
Messenger RNA from Trametes versicolor FP-101664 SS1, 1260 nucleotides. Its product is annotated as fructose-bisphosphate aldolase. Gene Ontology annotation, molecular function: zinc ion binding; fructose-bisphosphate aldolase activity. Gene Ontology annotation, biological process: glycolytic process; gluconeogenesis. Lineage: Eukaryota; Fungi; Basidiomycota; Agaricomycetes; Polyporales; Polyporaceae. Gene Ontology annotation, cellular component: cytosol. The record is from RefSeq and is a predicted model, not a curated record. The transcript is spliced from 10 exons. The coding region runs from base 47 to 1123 and encodes 358 amino acids.